Molecule: messenger RNA, 3868 nt
Organism: Drosophila persimilis
Lineage: Eukaryota; Metazoa; Arthropoda; Insecta; Diptera; Drosophilidae
Gene: LpR2
Product: low-density lipoprotein receptor
Exons: 11
Coding region: 12-3209 (1065 amino acids)
Molecular function (GO): calcium ion binding; protein binding
Source: RefSeq, a predicted model, not a curated record
UUAAAAUAGAGAUGGCCACAGUUUGCCUUCCCAAUUAUACAGAACGCUUUCAAACUGAAGAAACAUUCGCAAACGAGAAUGAGAAUGGUGAUACUGCCUGCAAAAACAUCCACACAUGUCAUGAGCCGUCGCCGUCGGCGGCUACCACCAAGGCCGUGACCAGUGCGUUCUUCUUCAGCCGAAGCACCAACUACCAGAGCUGGGUCCAACAGCUGAUCAGCUUCAGCUUCACCUCCUCGUUCCACCUGCUCUCCAUCACCUGCAUUUUGAGCAUCAGUAAGUUCUGCAAUGCCGCCGCCAUGAACGCCGCCCAGGCUACAGCCUCCACACCCAGUCCCAGCGAGAUAAUGCAGAAUCUAAGCGGAUCGGCGCUCCUGGAGAAGAUUAGGCGCUCCAGCACAUUGGGGCCACCACUGGAUCGACUAAAGCACUUGGCCCCAGCGGCAGCAAACAGUCUGAGUCCCGGUAUUGGAAUGGCCAAUUUUGGCAACUCUUUCAAUUCGGUAUUCAAUGGAAAUCCGUUCAAGUUUCUAAAUGUUUCCGGGAAAAUUGGAACCCCAUUGGAUAUAUCUCAAAGCAUACCCAACUACUGCGAGGAGAAGCAAUUCCAAUGCGCCAGUGGAGCCUGUAUAGCCAUCAGAUUCGUGUGCGACGGCGACUCCGACUGUCCGGACCACAGCGAUGAGCGACUGGAGCAGUGCAAGUUCAGAGAAUCGACUUGCAACGCGGACCAAUUCCGCUGUGGCAAUGGCAAUUGCAUUCCACAGAAAUGGGUCUGCGAUCACGAGGCUGACUGUACCGAUGGCUCCGACGAGCUAUCCCUCCUCUGCACGAGAAAGACCUGCUCGCCCGAGCAGUUCCAGUGCAAGUCCGGCGAGGGUGUGUGCAUACCGCUCUCCUGGAUGUGCGAUCAAAACAAGGACUGCGACGAUGGCAGCGAUGAGGCCCAGUGCAAUGCCACAUGCCGCUCGGACGAGUUCACCUGCGCCAGUGGCGACUGCAUCCAGAGCCGCUGGAAGUGCGACGGGGAUCACGACUGUGUGGACGGGUCCGACGAGCUCAACUGUCCCGCCAAGGGAAAGUGCCAGGAGGAGGCAUUCACCUGCGACAACGGGGAUUGCAUCAGCAAGCGGUGGGUCUGCGACGGAGACUAUGACUGCAAGGACCACAGCGAUGAGAAGCAAAACUGCAGCAUAGAUCCAGGACUCUUGAGAGGCUUCUGCCAACCACACGAGUUCUCGUGCAAGGAUCGCAUCACCUGCCUGCACAGCACUUGGGUGUGCGACGGAGAUAUCGAUUGUCCCGGCGGCGACGACGAGGAUCCGGCCAACUGCCAGAACGUGACCUGCAGGCCGGAUCAGUUCCAGUGCGGUGAUCGCAGCUGCAUCGCCGGACACCUCAACUGCAAUGGGGAGAAAGAUUGCGCGGAUGGCAGCGACGAGAGGGACUGCGGCCUGGCCACACCCCCCAGGGAGUGCAACGCCACCACCGAGUUCAACUGCGGUGGAGGCCAGUGCAUAGCCCUGGACAAGGUCUGCAACAAGCGGAAGGACUGCCCCGACGGCGAGGACGAGCCGGCCGGCAAGUGCGGCGUGAAUGAGUGCGCCUCCAAGAACGGGGGCUGCAUGCACCAAUGCAUUGACCAGGUGGUGGGAUACAAGUGCGAGUGCCGAAAGGGAUACAAAUUAUCCGGGGAUAAGAGGACCUGUGUGGACAUCGACGAGUGCGAGAACCCGGGCACCUGCUCCCAGCUGUGCAUCAACGAGAUCGGAGGAUUCAAGUGCGAAUGCGAGGCGGGAUACAUGCGGGACCCGCGCAACCACACGCGUUGCAAGGCUGGCGAGGGCCACGCCUCUCUGCUGCUGGCGCGGCGUCACGAUAUCCGAAAGAUCGCCCUGGACCACAUGGAGAUGACGUCGAUCGUGAACAGCACCAAGUCGGCCACGGCCCUGGACUUUGUGUUCCGCACGGGGAUGAUCUUCUGGAGCGAUGUGACGACGCAGAGCAUCUACAAGGCGCCCAUCGACGAGGGCAACGAGAAGACCGUGGUGCUGAAGCAGUCUUCGGUGACCUCCGACGGACUGGCAGUGGACUGGAUCUACAACCACGUGUACUACACGGACACGCACAAGUGCACCAUCGAGCUGACCAACUUCGACGGCAACAUGGGCAAGGUGCUCAUCGAGGACGCGCUGGACAUACCGCGCUCCAUCGCCCUCGACCCCAUCGAGGGCUGGAUGUACUGGUCCGACUGGGGCGCCUCUCCGCGCAUCGAGCGCGCCGGCAUGGACGGCUCCCACCGCACCACCAUCAUCAGCUACGACGUCAAGUGGCCCAACGGCAUCACCCUGGACCUGGUGCGCAAGCGCAUCUACUGGGUGGACGGCAAGCUGAACGUCAUCUCGUCGGCCAACUACGACGGCUCCCAGCGGCGGCAGAUCCUCUACUCCACCGAGUACCUGCGGCAUCCCUUCUCCAUCACCACCUUCGAGGACUACAUCUACUGGACCGACUGGGACAAGCAGACCGUCUUCAAGGCAAACAAGUUCACCGGCGAGGGCGUGGAGCCCAUCACAGCGGUUCACAUGCUCCAGAAUCCCAUGGUGAUCCAUGUGUACCAUCCGUAUCGACAGCCCGAUGGCAUCAACCACUGCCAGUCCGUGAAUGGCCACUGCUCCCACCUGUGCCUGCCCGCCCCAAGGAUCAACGAGCGCAGUCCGCGCAUCUCCUGCGCCUGUCCCACGGGUCUCAGGCUGAUGUCGGAUGGCCUAAUGUGUGUCGAAGAUCUGCGUGUCAAAAGUGUGCGUCCCACAGUGCGCAGCAGGACGAAAAAUGGGUCCUUUUUUUCCACAACGAAAGCACCUCAAGAUGCGCACACUGUAGUGCCUGUUGAAAAGAAAACCAAUGACAGCAGUUCCACACACACAAUUCACAAGAUCGAUGUGCCAGCAGAGCAGGAUAAUGGCCGAAUAGCCUGGAUAGUGGUAGGCUGUCUUUUGGGCACCACUGUGGUGGCUUGGCUACUCCUAUUCACGUACAGACGUUGCACGCGUGCCGUGAACUCCAUGAACUUUGAGAAUCCUGUCUACCAUAAGACCCCCGAGGAUCACUUCAGCCUGGAGAAGAAUGUGACGCCACACAUGUAUGCCACGGCCAUGGACGAGGAGUCUGCUAAUCCGUUGCGCGAGCGGGGCACCGAGUGUGUUUAGGACAUCCCGUCAAAAUAUCCAAUAAAUGGAUAUAACAAAAAAAUUAUACACUGGCCGCGUAGACCGGCAAAGAGACCGCAAGAAUAUCUCCUAUUAGUAAUUCCCUUAGACCAAGGUCCCACUCAACUCAAUGCAACUGAACGGGAAGUAAAAGUUGAAUAAGAAAAUGGUACUCGUAGAACAUGAAACGGAGGAAACUUUCAUCUGUGUAGAAAUAAGAAAACAAGAAUGCCAAAAACCAAAUAGGAAAGACAGAGGGACGACAGCAGCAGUAAACGGGGAAAAUGAAAAUACUCAACAAAUUCAAUUUGUUGCCUAGUUUAAAAUUUAAUUUAAAUUUAACAAAUACUAACACAGACACACCCACAAACACGCAUAUAUUCACACACACAUAAACUAAUACAAAAACACAAAAACUUUUUCUAGGCGCUACGUUUUGACAUCAACUAACGGCGUCGACACACACACAGACACACGCACCCCCACACACACAUAUGUACUCUUACAUACCAACACAUACUCUCUCAAAAAAGAGCACGCACACAUACAAAAGCCCACAAGAACUCGCAGAAGGAGAGACGAGUGCCAGGAAGCCAUUCGGAGCCAGAAACUCCUCCAACUUUCCCUUCAAGUCCAUGAAAUCAAUUGUAAAAAGUUAA